UGAUCGCUUGUGGACUACACAAAAAAUUUAUCGAGAUCACAGCAGGACAACACUGAAUCCUCAACCUAAAAUUUCACCCAGUUUAAUAGGCUAAACCAUGACGAUAAGCGACGACGAUCGCUUGAGCAAGAGCUCGUACGUUGCUUAUGGAACAGUCAUGUUCUUUAUUCUUUGUCUCGGUAUGACGGGAAACCUUUUGACCAUCCCGGUACUUUUACAUCGAGACCAUCGUCGUAAGAAAAUAACUCCUCUGAUGCUGAAUAUGUGUAUAGUGGAUAUAAUCCUGUGUGCUGUUGGCUACAGCGUUUCAAUAACUUACAACCUGUCUGGAACAAAAAUGAGCUCCGAAGACCGCUUUCGCUGUAGCUGGAUUGCUUUCAUCAACUGCUUCGUCGGAAUCGUUGUCAUAGCAACRCUGACCGUAAUGAGCGUGGUUUCGUACUCGGGCGUCACCACUAUGAGAGUGAGGAAUACAGAGUCAGGUUUUUCCAAAAAGAAUUUUUUUAUUGUUGCCUGUACUUGGAUAUUUUCACUCGUUUUGUCCAUCCCACCGGCCUUUGGAUGGAAUUCAUUUGUGCCGUUUGAGAAUGGCAUCAGUUGUCACCCCGACUGGGGGUCUCAAGAUCCCGCAGACCAGGCUUAUAUUAUAUUUCUCGUCAUUUUUGGAUUUUUUUUGCCACUGACCAUCUUGUCUUACUCUUAUUUCAUGACCUACAGUUUCAUCAAGAAAAACGCAUUCCAACAACCUAGUGCUUCCAACAGCGCUCACAUCCGCCGAAUGGAAASCCAGAAAAGAAUGAUCCGCAUGACGGUGAUGGCUGUCAUCCUGUUCUUUAUCAGCUGGUCUCCCUACUGCAUCGUCAGUCUCAUGGCUACAGCCUACGGCAGACCCAUCCUGAAAGGUGGUUUGUCCCUCGUUCCUGAACUCAUGGCAAAAGCAUCAGUCGUGUACAACCCUCUGGUUUACACCUUCAUGAACACCAAAUUCAGAGUGACCUUGAAGAAUGUGCUGAGACUGAACUACAACGCCGUCAGCCCAACUAGUACCGAAGUGAUUGUCCAAGAUGCGUCAAUCACUGGAGACGGCACCUCUGGACCAGAUCUGCGGGCACUUGAUGUUCAAAAUCUCGGUGAUAAUCGCAAUUGAAAUAUUACGGAGCUUUUAAUUUGUGACAUAUUUUUGUUUCAACUCAAAAAUUAAUGCGCAUUAUUAAGAUGAGAUAAAUCAAAAAGUAAGAUCUAUGACAUCCUCCACUUCAAGAAAGUAGAAAUAAUACCACUUUGAAGAAAACUGCAGAAAAUAUCUUUGCAGAACUCGAAUAAUGUCACGCUUAAAAGCUCCAUGGCURAUGGGAUGGUAGCUUUGAUUCAUCUAUAAAUCUAGCGUCUGCMGUGCGUCAGGACGUCGAGACGUCAGGAGCCUGUAAAGACUCCGCGCUGAUCGCGCAUAAAAAAAACUUGCGUGCUUUAAUAGUCAACCUUUUGGGCCAUGCCAUCCAGGCCAUGCAUUGAUAUCAUCAAUGCUCAAAAGUWAGUAGACGCUAGAGCAGAUAACAAAUGGAUGCAGUGAGACUGUAUUCGGUUGUCAUGCCUUUAUUUACGAACAUUCUUUUUUUGCAUAUCGUGGCAUACAAGGGUGUCAAGUCAGUUUGGUUUUCCUUACAAAGAUGUAAAUAAAGAGGCAUAAAUACUYCCUCCUCCCUUAGAAAAAAGCCUUGAAAUGCUCGAUACUCGAUAUAUGUAGUGACUAUUACUAAUGAUAAUUUAUUAUUUAUAUUGCGCAUGUUUUAUAGGGAGAUGCGCAAACACUUUGUUUAGCAUACAUGCAAACAGGCAAUAGAGGUUUUGCACCAUGACGUGACGGCAGCCACGUUAGAUGGCAGGAACAAUACAGUCGCUUUACAUGGGAAAAAAUUCAAUUCACAAGAGCAAAGGGAUUUUAUUGGUCAAGUCCUGUAAUAUGACAAUAGGCUUUUUGCAACAAACGCUCACGUGCUGAUAUAUCACUUUGAUAACGAAUCAAUUCAGCUCAAGGUCCCUUGGGGAAGGCUCUGCUGGAUGGUAAACAAACUUUAAAAAGCUUCGUACCAUGAAAUCCAAAGUAUCUUAUAAGAGAAAAAAAAGUAUUGUUGAAAAGGUUUUGGUCACGACAUUAGCAUUCCAGCAAUAAAUAAAUAAAGUCCAAUUUUUUGCCAUCCAGUAACAAUCACGUGUCAAUCUAUUGCAAAAAGCCUAUUAAUAGACCUCAUUACCUCGGACGUAAUGCUUUCCUAUUUUAGACCUCGGUGUAAUUUCAUAGAGUAUCAUUUCUUUGCUUAACAGUUGUGCUUGAGAAGAUCCAGAUAUGAAUAUGGAUACAACUCAAACAAAGAAUCUUAUUCUAAAGGAAUGACACGUGGUCGGAAAAUGGCGACAAAAGCCAUGUUAGAGAUAUUUAGUGGAGCAUGCGCAGUAAGAAUUACAGAGAGUUGAACUGAGAUUACCGCAGACCGUUUCUUCCUUACGGCGCUAUUGCAUGUAUUUGAUUAUUAUUUAUUAUUAUUAUUAUUAAAGUACACUCAACAAAAUUACUCGACUCUGAUUGGUCGAGAGGAGUACAAUUAUAGC
Molecule: messenger RNA, 2607 nt
Organism: Actinia tenebrosa (Australian red waratah sea anemone)
Lineage: Eukaryota; Metazoa; Cnidaria; Anthozoa; Actiniaria; Actiniidae
Product: melanopsin
Biological process (GO): G protein-coupled receptor signaling pathway
Cellular component (GO): membrane
Molecular function (GO): G protein-coupled receptor activity
Source: RefSeq, a predicted model, not a curated record